GAGAAAUCUCAAACUUCUCCUUUUCAUAUUAUUCUUUCUUCUCUGCUUCUCCAAAACCAAACAGAGUAUAAAUACCAUGUGAUAAACUAUGAAUCGCGCGCGAAAUAUUCAUUUCCCUUAUUGCUUAAAAUCGAACCACGUACACUUUCCUUCCUCUCAUUUCGCAUCCUUCCCCUCACUCAUUCCUCUGCAAUUUCCUUCUCCUCUCCCAUGGUUUCUCUCACCAACCCUAUCCCCUUUCCACAAAAUUCCCCAACAAUUCCAUAAUUCCAUGUGCGUGGCAUGAAAUUUCCAGAUCCAUGCCACAACACAAAUAGCAUAUCAUAAAUCAAUUCAAUCCUACGAGCUUCGAAGCCUAAUUUCACUAAUUUUUUGUCUAGGUUAUUGGAGGUUUAGGGCAAAGUGAAAUGAGAUCAAGGAUCUACAUGAUCGAUGCUGUUGUUGUUCGUUGAUUAUGGGAAUCAUGAUAGUGAAAUUAUUGAACAAGUUAGUUUCAUCAAAGGUUUCUUAAUUACUGGUUUUCUUCCGAUGAUAUUUGCUACCAGAAACACAUUAUCUUUCAUUUUCCCUUCUUUAUAAUAACAGGAUAUAGUUGCUUGAUUUGGGAGUGUGCAUCACAGAUACUUGUUUACAAGUCUCUAUUUGUCCUUAUUCAGAAUGGCCAUCCUUUAGAAGCAGAACUACAGUUAGCUUCAGGCAUUGUUCCUGGUAAGCUCAGAUGUGAGGUUAGAACUUGCAAAUAUGCAACCAAGGGCAAGUACUGGAGCUUCUUUCCGUUUUAGUGCAUCUAGUACACCUAGCAAUUCAAGUGGAGGAUCUGAUCCAGACGAUGUUGAGUCACAGGGAGAGGUUUUCAUAUGGGGAGAGGUAUUUGCAGACGGGGUUCCUUCCAAGACAGAUGUGUUAAUCCCUAAGCUGUUAGAGUCACACGUUAUUCUUGAUGUUCGUAACAUUGCAUCCGGUGCGAGUCACCUUGCUAUAUUAAACAAGAAAGGAGAGGUUUUUACUUGGGGAGAAGAGUCUGGGGGUAGACUUGGUCAUGGAAUUGAUAAAAGUUCUGGUAAGCCUCGUCUAGUUGAGAAUCUUGAAGAUGUAACUUUGGAUAUUGUUGCAUGCGGAGAGUUUCAUACAUGUGCUGUGUCAAAAUCUGAUGAAUUUUUCACAUGGGGUGAUGGUACACAUAAUGCUGGACUUCUUGGACAUGGUAAUGAGGCUAGCCACUGGAUACCAAAGAGUGUCGAUGGCUUUUUGGAUGGACUUCAAGUUGUAUCUGUUGCAUGUGGUACAUGGCAUUCAGCAUUGGCAACCUCAAAUGGAAAACUAUUUACCUUUGGUGAUGGAACAUUUGGUGUUUUAGGCCAUGGUGAUCAAGAGAGUGUAUCGUAUCCAAAGGAAGUACAAUUAUUAGGUGGACUGAGGACUAUUAAGGUUGCCUGUGGAGUAUGGCACACUGCAGCUAUUGUCGAGGUUGUUUUUCAAUCUGGUUCAAAUGUUUCAUCAUGGAAACUCUUCACAUGGGGCGAUGGCGACAAACAUUGUUUAGGCCAUGGAAACAAGGAAACCUAUCUCCAACCGACACGUGUUUCGCCCCUUAUUGAAUAUAAUUUCCUGCAGAUAGCAUGUGGACACACCAUGACUGUUGCUCUCACUACAUCUGGUCAUGUAUUUACAAUGGGAAGCACUGAAAAUGGUCAGUUAGGAAAUCCAAAUUCUGCUGGGAAAGUACCUACUUUAGUCCAAGAUAAGUUACUUGGUGAAUUUGUUGAGGAAAUAUCAUGUGGAGCACAUCAUGUUGCUGUUUUGACAUCAAGAAGCGAAGUAUAUACAUGGGGAAAAGGUUCUAAUGGAAGACUAGGACAUGGUGACACAGAUGAGAGAAAAUCUCCUACCCUUGUGGUUGCCUUGAAAGAUAGGAAUAUAAAAAAUAUCUCAUGUGGUUCAAACUUUACAUCUUGUAUAUGUAUCCGUAAAUUGGUCACUGGAGCUGAUCAAUCUGCUUGCUUUGGAUGUAAACAAGCAUUUGGUUUAACUAGAAAAAGACACAAUUGUUAUAAUUGUGGAUUGGUUUUCUGUCAUACUUGUAGUUCUAAAAAGUCAUUCAAAGCUGCAUUGGCUCCAACAUUCGAAAAACCUCAUCGUGUGUGUGAUAUUUGUUAUACUAAGCUUAAAGUUGUUGACAUCAAUGAUCCUUCAAAGUUAAAUGGAAAAGCUAACCCUUCUCACUAUUCGACGAAUGGUAGGGAAAGAUUAGACCAAGGUACUUUAAGGUCUACAAGAACUCUCUUUUCUUCUUUUACUGAACCAGUGAAGUACCUUGAAAUAAGGAAUAAUAAGCCUGGAACUGAAUAUGGUUCUACUUCUUUCAUAAGAGCUUCUUUAGUUCCAUCUCUUUUGCAAUUGAAAGAUAUUGGUUUUCCAAGUUCACUGAGUUCUAUUCAAAGUGUUUUGAAGCCUUCUACUCCUCCUAGUUCAUCACAAAAUUCUUCAUUCCCAUACACAUGUAGAUCAAGUCCUUCUCCACCAUAUGUCACUCAAAGAUUUUCCGGUGGUCUUAUCAAUAGUUUGAGCAGGACAAACGAUGUACUUAACCAACGAGUCUCAAAUUUGCAGAGCCAAAUUCGAGAUUUGGAGGAGAGAAGUGACGUGAAAGAUUUGGAAAUUCAGAAGCUUCAGAGAAAGACUACGGAAGUUAUUGCCUGGGUUGCAGUGGAGUCUUCUUGUCAUAGAGAAGCAAAACAAUUUAUUGAAUCUACAAAACAUCAGUUGAAGGAAAUGACUGAGAAGCUACCAGCAGAAAUUCCAGAACGUAAUAUCUUGAGUACUAUCCAAACUCGAGCUGAAGAUUUUCUCAAAGAAUAUUUUGAAUCUGAAACAUCAGAGUUGGAGUCCAAACAACAAAGUUCACAUGACAUAUCUGCUGCAGAUAAUGACUCUUCGAAACUAGAAAAUAUCAGACUAGUAGAAAAUGCCGACAUUGUAGAAGUUGACUCUUGUCUAGAUGAAUCAAAGUUAGAGUGUUUGCAACAAAGUGCACAUGACAUAUCUGCUGCAGAUAAUGAUGAUUCCUCUAAACUAGAAAAUAUCAGACUAGUAGAAAAUGCCGACAUUGUAGAAGUUGACGCUUGUCCAGAUGAAUUUAAGUUAGAGUGUUUGCAACAAAAUGCACUUGAUAUAUCUACCACACAUAGUGGAAAUUUUGAACUACAAGAUCAUAGACUAGUAGAAAAUGCUGACAUUGUCGAAGUUGACUCUUGUCUAGAUGAACCAAAGUUAGAGUGUUUGCAACAAAUUGCACAUGACAUAUCUGCUACAGAUAUUGACUCUUCUAAACUAGAAAAUAUCCAACUAAUAGAAAAUGCCGACAUUAUAGAAGUUGACUCUUGUCUCGCUGAAUCAAAGUUAGAGUGUUUGCAACAAAAUGCCCUUGAUAUAUCUACCCCAGAUAGUGGCAAUCUUGAACUACAAGAUCAUAGACUAGAAGAAAAUGCUGAUGUAAAAGUUGACAGUUGUCAAGAUGAGGGAAAUUUCCUCGACGAAUGUAAUAAACAAACAUUGGAGUCAAAGCAACAUAAUUCACCUGAUAUAACUACCUCAGAUAGUGAAACUUCUAAACUGCAAGAACAAAUUUAUGAAAAAAUCGACAAGACUGCCAGAUGUGAUCAAUCUGAGACUGGAAUAAAUGUUCGUCAUGAAAGUAAUGGAUCGUCUAUAUCUAGUGUUGGAGAAGUGAUGUCACCCCAAAGUUCAGAAAAUGGUUCCAUAUCAGGGGACAGUUCAAGAGAUGGGAGUCUACAAGAAACACAAGUCUUUGAAAAAUUUGAGUCUGGUAUUUACGUGUUACUCAAGCUAAGGGCUGACGGAAUCAAAAUUUUUAAAAGAGUUAAAUUCAGUAAGCGCAAGUUCACUGAAAGCCAAGCAGAAGAAUGGUGGAGCCAAAACAAAGGUAGAGUUCUUAGGAAAUACUGUCCACGUCAUCAAAAGCAAAAUGGAUCGUGUAACUUUACACCAAAUGUUAAAGAAAAUAUUGAAUCAUCGCUUUCUUAAACUUAAAUCUUUUCUUCAUAUAGGCAUCACCUUAGUUUGAUGAAAUGAUUUCACUCAGAAGGAUCGUCAAUCUAGUGGAAAGUAAUGUAGCUUUAACUUAGGCACAUUAACUGAGAACGUGUAGAUAUUUUAUAACUCAAUAGGAAUAUUAGUCAGGUAGAAGAACAUGUUGAUUUAUAUGUAGGAAAAUUAGCAUUUGAUUUGAUUUUUAUCAAUCAAAGAAUACCACAUAUGGUGUGAUACUUGUGUAUAAAUAGAAAUAUAUGUGUUCACAAAAAAGAGUAUAUAUAACAACGUGUUGGUAGGUAACUUAAAUACACUGGAUAGAUCCUAAAUUUUGAGCGCUUUUCCACAAGUUUGGGCUCGUGGGUUUCCCCUCUGCUUGAUUCAACCCUGGACUGAUCAUGUUACCUUGUGGUCCACCUCUUUAGGUCAAGAUUAACAUAUUCUAGAUAGUUUUUAUCUGUCUCUUGUAUUUUUCAAAGGAAUAUUUUUGAAUUCACUCCUUAUAAUGCUAAAAUAUAUCAAAAUACACUAUUGAAAACAUCAUUUCGAUAGUCUAUUUUGAUAAAAAUUACAUUACUGACAGAAUACUUCUGGUAAACUUCCCAUGUUUUAAGAGAUGGAUUGAAAAACUUCAAUUUGUUUGAACUAUACAACCCUACUGAUUCAUUGUGUUAGUAUGUUACUUGAUGUUCAAGUAAGAGUUUGUUAGUUAGAGAAUUCUGUUUAAAUUUUAACAGAAUUGGUAGUUAGUUAGGGUAUGAAAAGUUUGUUAGAAU
Messenger RNA from Vicia villosa (hairy vetch), 4826 nucleotides. Its product is annotated as PH, RCC1 and FYVE domains-containing protein 1-like. The transcript is spliced from 6 exons. The coding region runs from base 742 to 4044 and encodes 1100 amino acids. NCBI's taxonomy places the organism in Eukaryota, Viridiplantae, Streptophyta, Magnoliopsida, Fabales, Fabaceae. Gene Ontology annotation, molecular function: metal ion binding. The record is from RefSeq and is a predicted model, not a curated record.